Molecule: messenger RNA, 3024 nt
Organism: Moneuplotes crassus
Lineage: Eukaryota; Ciliophora; Spirotrichea; Euplotida; Euplotidae
Source: the annotation of a GenBank genome assembly
UCCCUCAUCAGCAAACUUUGACAUGCUAAGUCAAGACAAAAUGGAUGGGAAACCGCCCGGAAAACUUCAGUCAGCUGAUCUGUUGCCGGGGAAUUCAGGUAACUCUAAUUCAGAUACAAAUCCAGAUAUCUUGUUUCAGAAGCAUUACUCUAAAGAGCUGAAGGUUAAUGAGGAUGAGAUCCCCUUUGUCCUUGCUGAAUUCACUGAAAAUUCACUCAGAUUUAUUAAAAAGGAGCAGUAUGAAAAGGCUCUGAUUUUACUACAGAAAGCACAUGGAAUCAUUAAUGUUAUUUCCAUUGAAGGAUGUACAAGAGAUAAAUAUUUCGGCUAUGUUAUUUUCGUCAAUAUGGCUGUAUGAUUUCAGAAAUUAGGAAGUCUGGAAGAGUGAUCCAUUGCACUCGAAAAUUCCCUCAGUUACUUAGACAAAUAUACAUCUCUUACAAACCAAACUAUUGCAAAAAGAAUGAAACUAAUGCAACAAGAAGCCCGUAUUAGAAUCCAACUCUGUGCUCUCUUCUCCCAACUCCACCACCACACAGAUGCUUUAGAACAAGCAAAGAUGAGCACCCGUCUAAUCCACGGUCUAGUCAAAGACCUCCUCGCUCUCUGCGACUACUACACCAAAAAGAAGUUCAUCCAGGACAAGACCACCACCUACUCCGACUCUCCCCUUCCCCAAUCCCACCCAAAACAGAACAGAUCCUACCUAGACCACACCUCCCACAACCUAUUCUCCACCAGUGAAGACAAGGAGCAACACAGAGGGUCUCGGAGACCCUCUGUGUCUCCUUAUCGCCAAGCUGUUGUGCAUAACUACGUUGAGGAAGACCUGUCGCUUAUUGAGAGGACUGCCCAAAGAGUAAAACCUAUUAUUGAAGCACUGAAGAAGUGACUGGUCACGGAGAAGGAAAUAAGUGGGAAAGGAAAAUAAUGAGGUUUUAGUGUCGAUAGAGGAUGUUGAGGAUGUUGAGGAAGAUAUUGUGAUAGAAGAGAAGAGAGAGAAUAAACAAGAAAAAGAAAAGAAAGAGAAAAAGAUGAUAGAACCUGAUAUGAGAAUUGUGCUGGGAUAUCUCAAUCAGCUGGAAAUGGUUUCUAAUCUGAAUAUUGGUAAUAUUAUGCAAAUUCAACCUGUGAAGAUUGAAGAUCUUUUGUCUAUUCCAAGGAAUGAGACUGAGUUCAAUAGAACUUCUUUUAUUGAAAAGAUAUCAUUACUUUGAGUGACAUAUUUCUGUAUCUCCACAGAGAUCAGAUUUAUCCUUCAGUUAAGAGAAGAUGAAGAAUAUGACGAAAAAGAAAAGAGUGAAGAGUCUGAAUAUUGGCAUUCUAAAUCUCUUGAAAUAGCUUGAACAUUCCUUCCAAGUGACUGACCUCUUUUAAAUCAUAUCUUGCUCAGCUAUCAAAAACAUCAUUCCCCUUGACAGCAAACUAUCCCUGAGGAUAAUGAAAAUGAGCUCAGUUUGCACAUAGUAAAGCCUCUGAAAGGAAUCGAAAUUUCAAAAUUUAAACCCAUUAUACGAAAACUAAAAUCUGAGCACAUUCAAUUAACACCUCCUAGCUUCUCACCUGCUGACACAAUUACCAACCAGCUUGUGUUAUCUUACCAAGCUUACAACACCUACGGCCUUAACAAUCCUUCCCAAGAGAACCCAAAUUACAGCAGCACCAAAGAGAAAUCCAGAAACACCGGUACCACUCGCUACAGAUCCACCUCUAACAACAAACCUACAGAUGAAGAAUCUUUCCGUUCUGCUCACUCCAAAUCCCUUAUAAACUCAAACAACAGUUUUUCUAAAAAGAACUCCUUGGGUAAUCCUUCAGACCGGAAGAUCAUCGAUAAGCUGCUGGCUUACAUCAUGAAGGACAAAAAUCUGACAGAUAAAGAUAAGCUACUAGAAGCCCUAACUUCUGAUGAUUUUGACCUUGAGAAUUCAUUCAAGAAUUACUCCAAAAAUAUAAGAGAAAAGGAUAAAGAUUCCUUACUCAUGGACUCAAUGCUGAACAACCAGCAUUCGACUAGUUAUAAGGAGAUUCAGCCUGAAGAUUUUAUGGCAGCAGGGUUUCAGAACAAGAACUCUAGCAAAGUCAAUAUGACAGAGAACAUCAUUGCAAGUAAACACCUUUUUCAGAAUAAGAAGAAAGCUAAAGAAAAGAAACUGUUGAAUAAACUUAUUGAUAGAUCUUCCUCUAGCCAGAAGAAAAAAAGACCUAAGAGCUCUAAAGGAAUCAGGGUAUGCCCUAAUAAGAUUAAUUCAAUUACAAAUACUGAGCAGAGUAAGCCAAGGAGAAGAACAGGCAACAAUGUGAGCUCUCAUUUUGGAUUCAAUAAAGCUAAACCAAGACAAAAUUACAAAAAGAAGGGCAAUUUAGUUGGUCUGAAACCCCAAUCAAGUAAAGAUUCGAGGAACAUAAAAUCCAUUCAUAACAUGAAAUCUCCCAAAGAUGCUCAGAUUGAUUUCAAGGCGUUAUUUCAAAAGAACCUGUAUGAAAUCUGCAACAAAUUUGACGCAAAGAAAUUAUUCGCUAAAAAGAGCCAAGUAGUAAUCCCAAACACUAAGAGUUCAAAAGUAACUAAAUCCCGCAACACAAGGAAGCAACUAGCAGGAGUCAAAUCUUUAGGCUCAGAUUUGAACAACUACUCUCAAUUCAGAUCCCAAAACCUCAAAGAAAACUGCGAAAAACGAUCUCGAAAAUCUAGACCCAAAAAACCCAAGCAUACCAAAAACCCUGAACUAAACUUCAAAUACCCUCACAGCCUACUUGAAAAUCUGCCGAACCCCCACCCCCACUUACAGCCCGCGUCCCUGCACUACUCAAAACCUCUUCACAACAUCUCUAUCACAACGAAGGCUGGCCAGAAGCUUUCGCACAGUAAAACUUUCAUGGCUGAUUUCCCGAAGAAAGGUCAGCCCAAGAAGUUGGUGCAUCAGAAUUAUAAGGAAAUGAGAAAGAUGUUAGGGAAGGAGUAGGGAGAUUGGAAAAGGGUUUGGAGAGAGGGAAUUUGGAAAGUAAUUAUCUUAUUUCAAC